CGUAGCUCCCAAAUUUAAAGCCCUCGAACCCCACACGGGAAGGCGAAGACGAACAUGGGGUUUAGGUCCGAUCUGCUUCUGUUUACGAUCGCGUUACUAUCAGUCCCCGUGCUAUCCGAUCUGAUCCUGUCCAGGGUCGACAGACGCAUUGAUUUGACAUCGCAAGUUGUGCGUAUCACUUCAACAUUAAAGGUGGAGAAUGCAGGGAGUGAUUUGGUUUCUGAGGUUUUAUUGGCCUUUCCUGAUAGCCAGGCAAAACAUUUGGCAUAUUUGUCAGCAUCAUCUACUGAAGGGAAAGGAAAAGCAAAAGGGUCUGCUGUAAGCUUCCCUGUUGAAAUUGUCCACCCCAAAGGGAUGCCUCCUGCCUUGAAUUUCUACUCAGUAUCUUUACCUAAGGGUCUGGGUAAGGGAGACAUCUUAACUUUGGAUGUCUUGGCGGUUUUUAAGGGCGCAUUGCAACCGUUUCCAGAGAAAAUUACUCAGGCUGAUAUACAGCUCGUUGUUUUCUACGAGACUGCAUACUAUCUCUCUCCUUAUGUGGUUAAGGUCCAAUCACUCAGUGUAAAACUGCCCGAUGCAAGAAUUGAAUCUUUUACAAAAAUAGAAAACACAAAGAUCCAUGGUUCUGAGAUUAAGUACGGUCCUUAUGAGAAUCUUCCACCCUUUUCUUACUCACCUAUAGUUGUUCAUUUUGAGGCAAAUCAACCCUUUGCAAUUGCUCAGGAGUUGGUACGGGAGAUCGAGAUUUCCCACUGGGGCAAUGUGCAGGUGACAGAGCAUUACAAUCUUGUCCAUGGCGGUGCUCAAAGCAAGGGGAGUUUUCUAGUUUGAUUGUGAAUUAUUUUCUGCUGCAGGCUUGACUUUCAGGCUAGGCCCCAUGUAAGAGGUGCAUCAGCCAUUAGGCACCUUGUUGCAAAAUUGCCUCCAAGAGUUCAUUCUAUUUAUUAUAGGGAUGAAAUUGGUAACAUUUCAACCUCUAAUUUAUGGGGUGACCAUAAGAAGACGGAAAUGGUAAUUGAACCUAGGUAUCCAAUGUUUGGUGGUUGGAGAACGGCUUUUACCAUUGGAUACAGCUUGCCACUUCAGGACUUCUUAUUUCAGUCAGAGGGAAAGCGCUACGUUAACAUCUCUUUUGGUUCCCCUGUGAAUGAGGUGGUCAUUGACACUCUCAUUGUGAAGGUUGUUUUGCCCGAGGGUUCUACAGAUAUCUCAGUAUCUGCUCCAUUUCCUGUGAAACAAGGCCAGGAGACAAAAUUUUCCCACUUGGAUCUUGUUGGUAGACCAGUUGUUGUGCUGGAGAAGACCAAUGUUGUGCCAGAACAUAAUCAGCAUUUCCAGGUCUAUUAUAAGUUCAGCAGUCUCUCCAUGCUUAUGGAGCCACUGAUGUUGAUUUCUGGAUUUUUCUUUAUUUUCGUUGCCUGCAUUGUGUACAUGCAUGUGGAUUUGUCAAUCUCCAAGUCUUCUCCAUCUUAUUUGGCAAAGUUGCAGUGGGAUGAGGUGCAAGCAGCCGUUCAGCAGGUCCGAAAUAUCAUCAACCGAUGCUUAAUGAUACAUGAUAAGCUGGAGGCAUCAUUACGUGAUCUUUCAAGGACGGGAGAUGUCCAAGCUUGUAAAUCUGCUCGGAAAGCAUUUGAUGGUUUGUUGAAAGAUCUCUCAAAAGAUUUGAAGCCCUUACUGGCAUCUUUGCAAUCUUCACAGCAGGCUGUUCAGAUCUUACCCAAGGUGGAGGAGCUGGUUGGCAAGGAGAGAGAUUUGCAAGAGAGGAUGAUGGCAAAACAUUCAGCCGUGGUAGACAGCUAUGAGAAGAAGUCUAGCGGACGGGAAAUUGAGAAUCGAGUUGCAUUGCAGCAGCAGAAAAUUACAGCCUUGAGGCAGGAGGUUGAUGAUCUUCUUGAUCUUAUUGACGAGAUAUGACAAAUAUUAAAAUGGGGGGGCAUAUCAUUGUACGAGUUUGAAGUGUUUACGGGGCAUUUUGUUUUAUUUUUUGGCGGACAAAGAUACGACCAAGAGAAAUACCUGAUUGGGAUCAAAUGUUAUAAUGGUCAGGAUUUUGACGUGACGUGGUCACUUGGUUUAUGUUCUCUCAGUUCGUUUUGCUAAACAAAUUUUAUGUAGGUAUACAGUUUACUAUGUUAUAUUUAUGUAAUAGACUAAUUGGCCAUGGAUUUUAAGCUCCA
Molecule: messenger RNA, 2177 nt
Organism: Juglans microcarpa x Juglans regia
Lineage: Eukaryota; Viridiplantae; Streptophyta; Magnoliopsida; Fagales; Juglandaceae
Product: dolichyl-diphosphooligosaccharide--protein glycosyltransferase subunit 1A-like
Exons: 10
Cellular component (GO): membrane; oligosaccharyltransferase complex
Source: RefSeq, a predicted model, not a curated record